This is a messenger RNA of Prorocentrum cordatum, 513 nucleotides long. Lineage: Eukaryota; Dinophyceae; Prorocentrales; Prorocentraceae. The record is from the annotation of a GenBank genome assembly.
GCCGCGCCCAAAGAGGCGGCGACAGCACGGCCAUUCCGAGGGCGGGUUGUCUUGACCGGAUUCUGGCCUCCUGCCGGUGCCUCCUCUCACGGUGAUGCUGGGUGCGGGUGCGGGCUGCGCCGCGAGGGCGGCAUCGAUGCGAGUUCUUCCCAGCGGGUCCUUCCUUCCUGCAUGCGUAUCCUGGGCCCCCGAGGCGUACAUACCUAACGAUCCUCGGCCCACUGUUGGGCCUGGGACGCCUUUGGCAACGCCCGGCUCGCUCCUUGGCCGCCAGAGUGACCGCCCGGGUGUGCGCCGCCGUGCGGAGGUCUCCCCGCACCAGGUGCCGAUGGCGUGUGAGAAUCGGGCGACCAGGAGGUCGACCCUGCUGUCCGACCAGGCCGCCAUCCGCGCGCAGCAGGACGCGGCGCUGCUGGUGCAGCAGCGGCGCUCCGUGCGGCAGUCGUGAGGGCGAGGGGCGCCCUGCCCACCGUCCCGGCCCCGCGGGCGCCGCGCGUACGGGGGAGUGAGGAG